This is a messenger RNA of Striga asiatica, 402 nucleotides long. NCBI's taxonomy places the organism in Eukaryota, Viridiplantae, Streptophyta, Magnoliopsida, Lamiales, Orobanchaceae. The record is from the annotation of a GenBank genome assembly.
AUGGAUAUCCAACAAGUAUUAUAUGGGUACAAUCUCCGGAGCUCCAUCACUUUCCGGUGCGAAUUUGAAUGCUUGGCUGAAACAAAAGUCGGGCUGGCCGCGGGCCGGUACUCGGGCACGAGCCGCCCCGACUUGUACCGGACGCCGCACGCGUUGCACAGGGUUUUCGGGCCCAUCGGGCCCGUUCUCCACUGUGGGGUCUUCUCCGACGCGCAGUGGAGGCAUCUCCGGCCGGGGGCAUCCGCCGGCUCCCUCCUCCUCGCCGGCGCUGCCUUGGGGGAGAGGACGAAGAGGCGGGAAGACCAGUCGCAGGGGGCGGCGCGUGAGCGCUUGCUACGCGCUUUGCCGGGGACCGAGGCGUCGGCCGGAAAGAACAGCGGCGGCGGCGGCGGCGGCGAGUAG